UGGCGUGCCAAGCAGUGCCGCGUCCGCAGCUAGGAUCCGAACUCGUGAACCCCAGGCUGCUGAAGCGGGAUGUGCGCACUUAACCGCUAUGCCACUGGGCCGGCCCUGAGAUAUGUGUAAUGAUGCUUAAAAACUGCAGUGCAGCGUCACUAUUAGCAGCUGCUGUUAGAAAUAAGAAACCAAGCACGGAGUGCCAGGAAAUGAAGAGGGCCCCCAGCCCUGUGGCUAACUGACCCAGGGCUCAGACAGUAACGCCUGUGAAGAGAGUGGAAGGAGCCGGGGUCCUGUUGGAGAGCCUUUGCAAAGCUGCCUCUUCCCUUGGGUGGAGCGUGAAGCACCUGGCCCCCCGAUAUGAGGAGAACUCUGCUGGUGUCCUUGUGCACAGCACCAGUGUGACCGCGGUUUCAGUGCUGGGUGUCAUGGCUUUCCCACUCGAGCGUUUUUGCAGAUACGAGGCUUUUCUGAGCUCUUCCGGAGAUAACAUCCCCGAGGACCUCAGGGACCCCUUUUACAUCGACCAGUAUGAGCAGGAGCACAUCAAGCCGCCUGUCAUCAAGCUCCUGCUGUCCAGCGAGUUGUACUGCCGUGUCUGCAGCCUCAUCCUGAAAGGUGACCAGGUGGCCGCCUUACAGGGACAUCAGUCUGUCAUCCAGGCCCUGUCCCGGAAAGGGAUUUACGUGAUGGAGAGCGAUGACACCCCCGUGACGGACCCUGACCUCAGCCGCGCACCCAUAAAGAUGAGUGCCCAUAUGGCGAUGGUGGACGCCCUCAUGAUGGCCUACACCGUGGAGAUGAUCAGCAUCGAGAAGGUCGUGGCCAGCGUCAAGCGCUUCUCCACAUUCAGUGCCUCGAAGGAGCUUCCGUAUGACCUCGAGGAUGCCAUGGUGUUCUGGGUCAACAAGGUAAAUCUUAAAAUGAGAGAGAUAACAGAGAAGGAAGUGAAGUUAAAGCAGCAGCUGUUGGAGAGCCCGGCCCGUCAGAAGUCUCCCUCCAAGUGGUACUGGAAGUUAGUGCCUGUGCGCUAUCGCCGAGAGCACCUGUCUGCGAGGCAGCCGCCCUGCUUCCCGUUGCUGGAGGACCUGAUGAGAGACAGCAGCGAUGGGGCCGCUCUCCUGGCCGUCGUCCACUUCUACUGCCCAGAGCAGAUGAAGCUGGAUGAUAUAUGCUUGAAGGAGGUAACAUCGAUGGCUGACAGUCUGUAUAAUAUUCGGCUUCUGAGAGAAUUCUCAAAUGAAUAUCUUAACAAAUGCUUUUAUCUCACCUUAGAAGAUAUGCUGUAUGCGCCCUUAGUGUUGAAGCCCAAUGUUAUGGUUUUCAUUGCUGAACUCUUCUGGUGGUUUGAGAAUGUCAAACCAGAUUUCGUUCAACCCAGGGAUGUUCAGGAACUGAAAGAUGCUAAAACAGUGUCACACCAAAAAAGCAGUCGGCCUCCUGUUCCUAUCUCCAAUGCCACUAAGCGCAGCUUCCUGGGCAGCCCCGCGGCAGCGAGCCCGGCUGAUCUGCAGUCCUCCACCCAGCUGCCAGCCGAGGGUUGUCCCAGGCACCACUUGCACCCCGAAGAGUCUGAGCAUCUGGGGAAAGGGGCCUCUGCCUUUAGCCCAUCACAUCCUUUGUUGCCACUGAGACAGAAACAGCAAAAGACGAUGCAGGGAGAGGAGUGCCCCGAUCAGCGACACCGAUCUAAUUCUUUAACACGAGUCGAUGGCCAGCCGCGAGGCGCAGCAGCAGCGUGGGCGGAGAAGAAGAACAGGCCUGUGUCUCAGCCAGCACCCGUUGCUCUUCAUCAUGCUGCGAGCUGCGAUCUGGACCCUGGCUCUGGUGAUAGCGUCAGCUUGGCCCGCUCCAUCAGCAAGGAUAGUUUGGCAUCCAAUAUCGUUAAUCUGACCCCACAGAACCAGCCGCACCCCACAGCCCUAAAGACCAAUGGGAAAAGCCUCCUGAACAAUGUCGAUAUUGAGGACGAGGAUGAAGAGCUUGUGGCCAUCAUUAGAACGGAUGUGGCUCCCCACAGCGGUGACCUGGGCCUGAUGGCAAGUGCCAGAUCUCCCCAGAGACUGGCGGACACCUUAGAAAGUAAGCCUGACAGUUUCUUCUUGGAGCCGUUGAUGCCAGCCGUGCUUAGGCCAGCUAAAGAGAAGCAGAUGAUUACCAAGGAGGAUGAGUGCGGAGAAGGGCGGCCAAGGAGCUUCACCUCCAAGAGGUCCAGCGAGGGCUACCAGCCUCUGCUGCGGAAGAAGGCAUCCAGCGGUCAUGUCAGUCGAGACUUGAAUAGGACUUUCACUCCCAUCUGUUCAGAACUUCCUGUGGGUUUGGACCCUGUGCCCGCUGAGGCGGGGCCGCAGGUGGUGGGGGAAGCCUGUGGUAGGCCUCUGGCCAGUGGCGGUUUUGAUCCAUUGUCUCAGGGACAGUCUGCCGACGGCUUCUUUCUUCAUGUAGCCAGAGCCGAGGAAGACACGGAGGGCAGGUUCUAUGUUAGCUGUGCAAAAAGUCCCAACGCCCACCAUCCAGAGCCAUGGACUGUCCUGAGGCAGGACUCCGACUCGGACAUUGCAGAUCUAGAGGAAGCUGAGCACGAUUUACUUGGUGAGGACCACCCUGUGGUGAUCACUAAGUAUGUCGGUGAGGAGGAGUCGGCAAAGCUGCAGGAGGAUCUGAAAGUGAAAGAGCAUGAGGACAAGGAUGACGCCAGUGGCCGCUCGAGCCCAUGUCUGAGCACCGUCUCUCAGAUCAGCAGCGUCUCCAUGGCGAGCGGGAGCGUGAAGAUGACCAGCUUCGCGGAAAGGAAGCUCCAGAGGCUCAACAGCUGUGAGACCAAGUCCAGCACCAGCAGCUCCCAGAAGACCACGCCCGAUGGCUCAGAGAGCUGCCCGCCCCCACUGACGACCUGGAAGCAGAGGAGAGAGCAGAGUCCGAGCAGGCAGAGCAAGGAUCACGCCAGCCUCCUGGCGUCCGAGCUGGUGCAGCUCCACAUGCAGCUGGAGGAGAAACGGAGAGCCAUCGAAGCGCAGAAGAAGAAGAUGGAGACUCUGUCCGCCAGGCAGCGACUGAAGCUGGGGAAGGCAGCCUUCCUGCACGUGGUCAAGAAAGGCAAGGCCGAUGUCGUCCCUCAGCCGCUUAAACCAGAACACUUCGCUAGAGAGUAUUCUCAGCACAACGGAGAGGACUUUGAUGGUGGCGUUUCCAAGAUGGAAGAAUUUCUUGUUAAGGAAGAGGGGAGAGAGGAUCUCCUUAGUGAGUCUCAAGAUGUGGACAGGGAAAGCCUGGCUUUCAUUCAGCAGCAUAAACCGAAAGACCCUGCCACUCUCCACGACCUGGAGAAGCACAAAGCGCUCUCUGCUGCUCUCCUGGAAGACAGCGCUGGCGAGGUGGGGGACGUGAGCGAGUGCGACCUUUCUAUUGAGAAGCUUAACGAGACCAUCAGCACACUGCAGCAGGCGAUUCUGAAGAUUUCUCAGCAGCAAGAACAGCUGCUUAUGAAAUCCCCCACAGCACCAGCUCCAGGUUCUAAGAACAACUCCCAGGACCAGAGAGUCAAGACAGCCAUCCACUUCGUCGAGCCGCUCUCUCCCACUGGAGUGACGGGUCACCGCAAACCCCCUCGUCUUGGUCAGGGUCGGAAUUCCCGUUCAGGAAGACCGGCUGACCUGAAGGUCCCGAAAGACAGACAGCAGGGUUCCUCCCGGAGCAAGACCCCGACGCCCAGUAUAGAGACCCUCCCCCACUUACGGUCCUUCCCUCCUCGGACGCCCUCUGACCCGGGCUGGGACGGUGGUGCAGACCCAGGGAGUGACCCUCAGGAGAAGUGCUUCUUCGACAGUUACCGGCUCCAUGAUGAGAGCAAUCAGCGGACAUUUGUCUUGUCCUCCUCCAAAGAUGCAAACAUUAUAUUGGAACAGACGAGCCUCAAAGAGGCUCUGGACGGCGGCGAGAAGGAGGCGGGGCUCAGUGCCCCGGCUGGCUCCGGCAAGGAGAACGGGCCUGUGGACGAGCCCCCGAGGAGCAAGGCCAGCCUCAUCGAGGUAGACCUCUCAGACCUGAAGGCCCCUGAUGAGGACGGAGAGACGGAAGGCCACGAGAGCUCUGUGGACCUCAGCACUGACGGCGAUCAGAAGCCGGGAGUCGGCUUCUUCUUCAAGGAUGAACAAAAGGCGGAAGAUGAGCUCGCCAAGAAGCGGGCGGCCUUCCUCCUGAAGCAGCAGCGCAAGGCCGAGGAGGCUCGCGUGCGGAAGCAGCAGCUGGAAGCAGAAGUGGAGCUCAAGAGAGACGAGGCCAGGCGUAAAGCCGAAGAAGAUCGGAUACGGAAGGAGGAAGAGAAGGCGCGACGAGAGCUCAUCAAACAGGAAUACUUGCGGAGGAAGCAGCAACAGAUUUUAGAAGAACAAGGACUGGGAAAACCUAAAUCGAAGCCAAAAAAGCCGCGGCCAAAGUCAGUCCAUCGGGAAGAGUCGUGUAGCGACUCGGGAACCAAGUGCUCCUCAACCCCUGAUAACCUGAGCCGGGCCCAGUCGGGCUCCAGCCUGUCCUUGGCCUCCGCAGCAACGACUGAGCCCGAGAGCGUUCAUUCAGGGGGCACGCCUUCCCAGCGCAGAGUCGAGUCCCUGGAAGCCCUGCCCGUAUUAAGCCGCAACCCGAGCAGAAGCACAGACAGAGACUGGGAGACGGCGUCCGCAGCGUCCUCCCUCGCCUCCGUGGCCGAGUACACAGGUCCCAAGCUCUUUAAGGAGCCUAGUAGCAAAUCCAACAAACCGAUCAUUCAUAAUGCUGUGUCCCAUUGCUGUCUGGCUGGAAAAGUGAAUGAACCUCACAAGAAUUCGAUAUUAGAGGAGCUAGAGAAGUGUGACGCCAAUCACUACAUCAUACUGUUUCGUGAUGCCGGCUGCCAGUUCAGGGCACUUUACUGCUAUUAUCCAGACACUGAGGAAAUCUACAAAUUAACUGGCACGGGGCCAAAGAGCAUUACCAAGAAAAUGAUCGACAAACUGUAUAAAUACAGCUCAGACCGGAAACAGUUUAACCUGAUCCCAGCCAAAACCAUGUCCGUCAGUGUGGAUGCUCUCACUAUCCACAACCACCUGUGGCAGCCCAAGCGGCCUGCAGCGCCAAAGAAGACCCAGACUCGUAAAUGACACUGGCGCGGGCUGCGUCUGAACAUGUGCCGAGGGGAUCGAUAUUUAUUAUUUUAAUCCGUUUGGGUACGAAGUGUGCAAAGUCACAGACCUUUUACGAAGAGGCUUCUAAAGAACAAAAGAAAACCCUCCCUUAGCUCCCAGCACACAGAGGAUGCCAGGUGCAGCAAGAACGGAGGGAGAAACACCGUUUGCAGUUACUCCUGGCUGCCGGGGUCCCUGCUAACCACGGAGGCCUCACACGGGGGAUGUGCCUGUAGGCGGUGGAUUCCUUUUACUUGAAGUUCUCCUUCAGUGUGAAUUAAAGUGAUUUACUCUGCGCUCUCGCCUCUCACCUCACCCCCUUUGCACGUGACCUGACACCCUCAUGUUGGCCAGCUGUAAUCUUGUGAGAUUAUAGGACUGAGACUCGGGUCUCAGGUCAGGGUGUUUGAAUGUCUUUAGGAAAGGAACUCGUAUUAGGGAAAUCUUUUUCAUUUGAGAAAUUGUAUGAUAUUUAUUGAUUGUGUCUACUGCCAACGUUUAUAUCCAAUUCUAAGAUUUCUGAAAAAACUCUUGUUCCUUGCUGCUCAGAAAAAGUUUACUGAAAAUACCAGUUCACUAAAAGCACUGAAAUCUGCAAGUCUGUCUUCUGCUAAAGUAAGGUUUACAAAUACGGAGCUGACCCUUGCUGACCCGCAAUCAUGAGGAUGGUGAAUGGUACUAUUAGCCAGCGUUUGCCUAACUGAAAACGGGCAAGCUGAGCAGAUUACAGCCCUUGUUCGUUAAGUUUUGGAUAGUACUCUAAUGAUUUGUUCACUUUAAUAAAGACAGAUUUUGGUAAAGUAGAAUAUUUUUCACUCUGAGCAUGUUUCUUGUAAAAGGUGAUGCACUCAAGCUGACAGUUCUUACAGUGUUCCAUUUUGUCACGACCUGCCCUGCCUGAUUCCUGCUUCUGGAAGAGCAGCUCGCCCUCAGAGGAGCGUGCGGUUCUCUGUUUAGAUCGAUAGUUUUGUGUUGUCGCCUGUUUAGAAACACAGUGGCCGUUUGCGGUUGCUUCGGAACUCCGAGUGAGUGGAGUGGCUCUGGGCUCUCUCCGCGCGUCCCGACGGGCAGGAAACUGCUCCAGACCAGACGGUCCCUGGGAGCGGUUGCGGCCAGUCCGGCCUGGGCGCGUACCCGCCUCCCUGUGCCCGCCCUCGCGGGGCCGCAGCUCUGCUGACACCUUGUGACUGACCAGCUGCCCCGAGUCUGCGUUUGAUCCAUCUGCCGGAAGAUUCUGGAGUCACUUCUGUUAGUUUUGCACAUAUUUUUGGGGAGUGUUACUUGAAUCUCAAGCUGCAGAGAAAAAUAAAGAUCAAUAGAAAAAGUUAAA
Molecule: messenger RNA, 6480 nt
Organism: Equus caballus (horse)
Lineage: Eukaryota; Metazoa; Chordata; Mammalia; Perissodactyla; Equidae
Source: RefSeq, a predicted model, not a curated record